Molecule: messenger RNA, 3316 nt
Organism: Capsicum annuum
Lineage: Eukaryota; Viridiplantae; Streptophyta; Magnoliopsida; Solanales; Solanaceae
Product: FHA domain-containing protein PS1
Exons: 6
Coding region: 582-3038 (818 amino acids)
Cellular component (GO): nuclear membrane
Molecular function (GO): protein binding
Source: RefSeq, a predicted model, not a curated record
UCAAAAGCAGAGGAGGAGAUGGUGGCAUAUUGAGAGAUUGUCUAGGAAAAAUGAUCAUGGCCUUUGCUCCAUGAUUUUCCAUUCAAAUAACAUUGGCAAUGAUGGAGUCCUGCGUCAAAAGGGCAACAAUUUGAACAUAAAAUUUUUCGAAUCAAUCCAUGAUUUCAUAUUGCAUGAACCCUUAGUCACUUAUGAAAAGAAAAUGAUUGUUUUAGAUUUUAAUAUGUAAAAAUGAAAUCUCCUAUAAAGAAGACAUAAUUAAAAAAUAAUAUAAGCCACCUACAAAACUAAUUAAAAUAGAUGCAUAACAAGACAUUUACAUGUCCGCAACGCAAGGGCAUAAUUGAGUGGUUGAGAGGUGAAUUUCCAACCUAAGAGACUAGGGAUCAACUCCAGCCUCUAUUGCACUACUAGGGAUCAACUCCAGCCUCAAUUGAGUGCAGUUUACAUUUCCUGUGCAGGUUAGUCACCAGCAGAGAGGCUAUACAAUAGUUUUGCAAUUAAAAGGUAAAGCUAACGGUCACAUUUUCAAAAAAAAAAAAAACACAAAUCCACUCUCUCUCUCUCUCUCUCUCUCUGUCAUGGCGGACAAACAAGAACCUUUGAGAAAACCCAAUUCACAAACUGAGGAAGAGAGGAAGAUUCCGGUGUUUACAGUGCUGAAAGAUGGGGCCAUCCUCAAGAACAUCUUUCUUCUUGACAACCCUCCACCUCUAGUAACUACAACAUCUUGUGUUGAACAGAUAUUGGUAGUUGGAAGACACCCAGAUUGUAACAUUGUAUUGGAACAUCCAAGCAUCAGCAGAUUUCACCUCCGCAUUCACUCUAAUCCCUCUUCUCACUCCCUCGCCCUCAUUGAUCUCUCUUCCGUACAUGGGUCAUGGAUUUCUGGAAACAAGAUUGAACCAGGUGUUCGAGUUGAGUUGAAAGAGGGUGAUAAGAUGAAGCUUGGAGGUUCAAGCAGGGAAUACGUGCUACACUGGAUUCCAAUCAGUCGUGCAUAUGAUUUAGAGAAUCCAUUUGUAGCUUCACUAGGUGAGACAGAACCAUCUGAAGAAGCAGAAGAGGAAGAACAUCAGGAUGAGAAUGGCGUUGCUCUUCAGAAUGAAGAUGUUGAUUUGGCGCAGGGCCAGGAUUCUUCGUUUUCUGAUAUGAAUUUGUUGCCAUAUGUAAAAUGUUUGACUCCAUCAGCUCCUCCAAUGCCCGAAGAGAUGAAGCCCUCAUUUCCCUUUGAUGACGAAGAAGUAAACAUAAAUCCACCUGAGAAAAUUCAAGGAGAGAGCGAAAUCAGUUUGCAGCGGCCUACUUACGAACCUGACCAAAACAAAACUCCGCGGGCCCUUCUUGUCUCCGGAGGGAUCCAAUCAGAAAAUGCAGAUAGUAUCCCAGUAAGAUCUCAGCAAAGAUGCUUGAGCAUUUGGUCUAGAAGGGGAAAAUGUUCCAGUGUUCAGAUUCAAACUGGUCGAGAGAGAACUGUUAUUGAAAAAGUUGACAUUGAUACUGAAGUUCACUCACUACUUAAUCAUGAGAAGGUUGCAAUGGAGUCAGUUUCCGAUGAUCCUUUUUCUAGUGGAAACAAGGAUGCCUUCACUCCAGACAAAGAGAACCAUGUUCCUAGUUCUCUCUUCCUUGAGUCCGAGAAGAACUCGUGUCUUGCUGAAGGACAAGCUACAAAACCUAUGUUUUCUUCUUGUGUGGAUGAGAAAAGUGAAGAGAAUUUUACUCUGGACAAAGUGGAUCUCUCUGCAAACACUCAUUCACCAAGGUCAAUGAAGAAGAUGAGCCGUUUGGAGCAAAUUAAGAAUCCAAAACCUUUUAAACCUUCCCCAAUGGAAGGGAUUUGCCAAGCUAAAGAUCUUGAAGACUGUAAGAACGAGAAGAUCGGAUCAUCUACAGCGCACUCAAAUAUGAGUAACAACAGUGAAGAAAAUUCCAUUUCGGAUAAAGAGAAUAUGACACAUGAUAGCUGUUCAAUGAAAUCGAAAAAGAAUGGGAAAAUGGGGGCAGUUAAGCAUCUAAAACCAUUUGAGAAAGAAAACUUGAUUGACAAAGUUCUUGAAGAGCACAAAUCAGCAAUUGUUGCUUCCAGAAAUAAGGCUAGAUCGACAGUAAGCGUACUGAAAAACAGAACAGAUAGAGUGCCAUUUCAAUCUCUUCUUGUGAACUCCCCCAGCAACACCAAUUCAAAAUCUCCCGAACAGAAAGUCAAGUUGAAUGCUAAUCCUGUCGAGUUUCAAAAAAUCAUGGAGGCAUGCCCCUAUUCUAAUAACAAUGCCAGGGAAGAGAGAAGAAAGUGGACCAUGGUAGUGGACACCACUUCUUUGUUAAACAAAGAGUCAAGAAAAGCUUUGCAGCUUUUGCAAGGUCUUAAGGGAACUUGCCUGAUAAUUCCCAGAAUUGUCUUAAGAGAACUAGAUUGCAUGAAGAGGCGUGCUAGCUUUUUCAGAAGAGCAACAGAAGUAUCUGCUGCAUUAGAAUGGAUAGAAGAUUGCAUGGCAAAUGCAAAAUCAUGGGUUCAUGUGCAGAGUUCUGUGGAGGAAACAAGGCCAAUGGCACCGACUCCUCCUGCUACUGCACCACCAUGCUUGUUCAGUGAGGAGAAUGGCUUCUUUCCAGUCGGCUCAGUUCUAUCCUCACCACGUUGGGGUUUAGCAGAAAUUGUUUCACCCACAGCAGAAGAUCAUAUCCUUGAAUGUGCCCUAGUCUCCAAAAGAACUAACAGGGAUGGACAACUUGUUCUCCUUAGCAAUGAUCUUACCGUGAAGAUCAAGGCCAUGGCAGAGGGUUUAAACUGCGAGACAGCAGAAGAUUUCCGAGAGAGUCUGGUAAACCCAUUCUCUGAGCGGUUUCUCUGGAAAGAUAGCUCUCCUAGGGGAAGCACUUGGUCGUGUGUGGAUGACUUUGUCCUUAGGGAAUCAUACUACCCUGGACCUCUAAAGAAGACAUCAAAAUCGGGACAAGCAGCAAAAGGCUUAAAGCUGAUAUUGCUUCAUAAUUCUCAUUAUAGGCAAAUCUGUUCAGGCAGCACAAUUAGCUAGGUAGAGAGUAUGUAGCUGAUAGCUGAUAUUGCUCCAUCUCAUCAUCAUAGGCAAAUAUGUUUAGCCAGCUGAACCAGUACAUUCCUCCUCCUUAUCAAAGAUGUCAAGAUGAAUUCAGAUCUUAUGGCCACAUCUCUAGACCUGUAAAUGGCCACUGUUUCAAUCUUUUGGAACUUCUGUGUUUCAUUGCAAAUUGUUUCUGGAUGAUUCAGACAUUUUCAUGAAAUCAGGGUACAUAUCUUCAGUAAUUUCUUUCAACGUUACUUUUCUUCUUCCUA